Messenger RNA from Acomys russatus (golden spiny mouse), 2682 nucleotides. Its product is annotated as guanylate cyclase soluble subunit beta-2-like. Gene Ontology annotation, biological process: response to oxygen levels; cGMP biosynthetic process. The record is from RefSeq and is a predicted model, not a curated record. Gene Ontology annotation, molecular function: guanylate cyclase activity; heme binding. Gene Ontology annotation, cellular component: guanylate cyclase complex, soluble. Lineage: Eukaryota; Metazoa; Chordata; Mammalia; Rodentia; Muridae. The transcript is spliced from 19 exons.
AUGGCGCUCCGCGCUCAACAAUUCCCGCUCGGCCGAAAUGGAGACUGUAGAGAGGAGGUACCUACACCGGAUGACGAUGUCAGAACUGAGUACGCUGGGGAUGAGCUGAAAGUUAAAAUGGCAGACACAGCAGAAAGCGUGCUGUGUGACCCGGUGUGAAUGGAGUUUGAGAGAAAGCAAAACCACCUACAGCUGUCAGCUGAAUCGGAAGGCUAGUUCCCAGCUUCACCGAAGAGCACCUCAACUAAUACAAGCCAGCUUCCAGAGACUUUCGGUAAGACACUGGGUGUGCAGCUCCAGCCUGGGGACACGUCGCUGGAUGCCAUGUAUGGCUUCAUCAACACCUGCCUGCAGUCUCUCGUCACAGAGAAAUUCGGUGAAGAGACGUGGGAAAAACUGAGGGCUUCUGCAGAAGUGCAAGAUGUCUUCAUGACCUACACCGUGUACGAUGACAUCAUCACCAUUAAGCUCAUCCAAGAAGCCUGCAAGGUUCUGGAUGUAUCCAUGGAAACCAUUCUGAAGCUCUUUGGCGAAUACUUCUUUAAGUUUUGUAAGAUGUCUGGCUACGACAGGAUGCUGCGGACUCUGGGAGGAAAUCUCACAGAGUUUGUUGAAAACCUCGAUGCCCUCCACAGUUAUCUGGCACUGUCUUAUCAGGAAAUGAAUGCACCAUCCUUUCGUGUGGAGGGCAGGGUUGACGGGGCAAUGCUUCUCCAUUACUACUCGGACAGAAGUGGUCUGUGCCACAUUGUUCCAGGCAUCAUCGAAGCUGUGGCCAAGGACUUCUUUGACACUGAUGUGGCCAUGUGCAUCCUCGACGUGAAUGAAGAGGUGGAGAGGACAGGGAAAAAAGAGCACGUCGUGUUUCUGGUUGUGCAGAAGGCUCGCAACCAGCCGAGAAAGGCAAAGGCAAACCGGCCACCAGACAGUGAGGACACCCAGACGGACCAGGAGGCUCUCCAGGGAACACUCCUUAGGCUGAAGGAGAGAUAUUUGAACAUCUCUGUUUGUCCCGGGGGGAAAUCUGACUUGGAUGUUGCGAGGCCAUCAGCCGUGUUUGGAAAAGGGCUCCUCACCUUUCAGCCUGUCUAUCCAGAGAGACUGUGGAUUGAAGAGGAGCUGUUCUGCAAUGCGUUUCCUUUCCACGUUGUUUUUGAUGAAGCACUAAGGGUCAAGCAAGCAGGAGUGAACAUUCAGAAGUAUGUCCCCGGACUCCUAACCCAGCAGUUCCGAGUAGAUGAGUAUUUCUCCAUCAUCCACCCUCAAGUCACCUUCAACAUCUCCAGCAUCCGCAAGUUCAUUAACAGUCAAUUUGUCUUGAAGACGCGUAGAGAACUGAUGCCCAAAGCAUGGAAGAACCAGCCGACACUCCAACUCCGGGGCCAGAUGAUCUGGAUGGCGUCUCUGCAGUGCAUGAUCUUCGUGUGUUCGCCAAAGCUCUGCAGCCUCCAAGAGCUGGAAGAGAGCAAGAUGCAUCUUUCCGACAUCGCUCUCCACGACACCACCAGGGACCUCAUCCUCCUCAACCAGCAGAGGCUGGCGGAGAUGGAGCUGUCCCGCCAGCUGGAGAGGAAGAAGGAGGAGCUGCGCGUCCUCUCCAAGCACCUGGCCCUCGAGAAGAAGAAGACAGAGACCUUGCUGUAUGCCAUGCUGCCUGAACACGUGGCCAACCAGCUCAAGGAGGGCAAGAAGGUGGCCGCAGGAGAAUUUGAAACGUGUACCAUCCUCUUCAGUGAUGUGGUGACGUUCACCAACAUCUGUGCGGCCUGUGAACCUAUCCAAAUAGUGAACAUGCUGAACUCCAUGUACUCCAAGUUUGACAGGUUAACCAAUGUCCACGAGGUCUACAAAGUGGAGACGAUAGGCGACGCUUACAUGGUGGUAGGUGGUGUACCAGUGCCUGUUGAAAGCCAUGCCCAAAGAGUUGCUAAUUUUGCUUUGGGGAUGAGAAUAUCUGCAGAAGAAGUGAUGAACCCUGUCACCGGAGAACCCAUCCAGAUCAGAGUGGGGAUCCACACCGGACCCGUCUUAGCAGGCGUUGUGGGAGACAAGAUGCCUCGGUACUGCUUGUUUGGCGACACUGUAAACACAGCCUCCAGGAUGGAGAGUCACGGGCUUCCCAACAAAGUGCACCUGAGCCCCACAGCCUACAGAGCCUUGGAAAACAAAGGGUUUGAAAUUGUCCAGAGAGGUGAAAUUGAAGUGAAGGGAAAAGGGAAAAUGACCACAUACUUUCUGAUCCAAAACCUGAAUGCCACCGAGGAUGAAAUCAUGGGGCGACCUACAGCCCAUCAGGAGGGUAAAGAAGCAAACACUCCUGGAAACCAAGACAGGAAGCCCUGUGCUGUCCCGAGGUACAUGGACAACCAGCAGCAACCCCACAGAGAUGAAGCACACGCUGCUGAUGAAACCACACCUGCUGGGAGCCCUGUGGCAGGGCUGGACUCCACGGAUCCAGCCAAUGGCCAGCUAUCACCAGAUCAGACCAAGACGACUGUCCUUGCUAGUGGCCCUGUGCCAUCUGCCUUCUGUGUUGUGUUGUAAACAAGAGAAAAAAGACAAACCUACUGGACCCAUUUCCUUUAUUCCAUGGCAGCAAAGAAAAUUGAUUUACAAUAAUUCAGAAGUUCAAAAUGUCUUCAAUUCCAUAGCUCCCUCAGCACCUCUUUGGGAAUAGAGGAC